Caenorhabditis briggsae is the source of this 7251-nucleotide messenger RNA. Gene Ontology annotation, cellular component: neurofilament. The coding region runs from base 1 to 7251 and encodes 2416 amino acids. Gene Ontology annotation, biological process: axon development. Lineage: Eukaryota; Metazoa; Nematoda; Chromadorea; Rhabditida; Rhabditidae. The transcript has 8 exons. The record is from RefSeq and is a predicted model, not a curated record.
AUGAGUCGGGCUCCGCCAACUCCAAUCAAAAAUCCGGCGAAAAAAUGGAAACCGCCAUGGGAGAGUGUUGAUGAGGAAGAAGAUCUAGAAAUGGAAGUGGAUACCGUUGAAGAGAAGCCGACACCAAAGUUGGAGAAAAAACCGAGUCUGAAACGGAAGGACGCCCCUACAAAACCUGCAGUAUCUCCAGGUGCGCCGUCUCCAGCACCUGUCAAGAAUCCAGUAAAAAAGUGGAGACCGCCAUGGGAGGAAGAUGAACCGAUGGAAGAGAAACUUCCAAAACCAGAAGCUCCAAAGGAGACUGCCAAGAAAACCAGAGAUCCUUCACCCAAAAAGGCAGUUGCCAAGAAAGAUCCAGAACCCGUAGUACCUCCUACUCCAAUCAAAAAUCCCGCCAAAAAAUGGAAGCCACCAUGGGAAGAAGAUGAAACGCCCACUGAAGAAGUGAAAGAAACCCCGAAAGCUCCAGAAAAGAAGACACCAGUUCUAAAGAAAAAGGAUUCAGCAACAACAGUCAAACCCAGAGAUCCUUCUCCCAAGAAAGCUGUUGCUAAGAAAGAACAAGAACCAGUUGUCCCACCAACGCAAAUUAAGAAUCCAGCCAAAAAGUGGAAGCCACCAUGGGAAGAAGAUGAAACGCCGACAGAAGAAGUGAAAGAAGCCGAGCCACCAGCACGUAAGGUUCCAGCAUUAAAAAAGAAGGAACCAGUUGCAGAACCUGGAAAGAAGACACCAGCUACAACUGUCAAGCCGAGAGAUCCAUCUCCAAAGAAGGCGUUACCAGUGAAAAAGGAGCCAGAAGUUCCACCAACUCCAGUCAAAAACCCAGUUAAGAAGUGGAAACCGCCAUGGGAGGAAGAUGAAGCUCCCGUUGAAGACGUGAAAGCACCAGCAGCUCCAGAAAAGAAAACACCAGUUUUGAAAAAGAAAGAGCCAGUGAAAGAACCCGAGAAGAAAACCACAGCUCCGGCUGCCAAACCAGCACCUGUUGCCAAACCAAGAGGCCCAUCUCCCCAGAAAGCCGCACCAGUCAAAGUUGAACCGAAUACUCCAGAAGUUCCUCCGACUCCGGUAAAAAAUCCAGUGAAAAAAUGGAAGCCUCCAUGGGAAACUGAUGAGGAUCCAGCAGAAGAAGUUGCUGCACCACCACCUCCCGAGAAGAAAACACCAGUACUGGCAAAGAAGACACCAACUCCGGCCGACGCAAAACCUAAAGAGGCUCCGAAAGCCAAAGCUCGAGAUCCCUCUCCAAAAAAAGCAGCACCAGUUAAAGUCGAACCUAAGGCUCCCGAAGUUCCUCCAACUCCAGUCAAAAAUCCAGUGAAGAAAUGGAAGCCACCAUGGGAAGCUGACGAAGAUCCAGCUGAGGAAGUCGCAGCACCGCCUCCUCCUGAAAAGAAAACUCCAGUGCUGAAGAGGAAAGAGCCGGAAACUAAACCUUCAGCAAGCGAUCCAUCUCCAAAGAAAGCUGCACCAUCAGCCCCUGCUAAAUCAGCUGUUAUACCAAGAGACCCUUCUCCCAAAAAGGCAGCGCCAGCCAAAACGAAGCCAAAGUUGCCGGAAGUUCCACCAACUCCAGUGAAGAAUCCGGUCAAAAAAUGGAAGCCUCCAUGGGAACAAGAUGAGGAUCCAGCUGAAGAAGUUGCAGCGCCACCACCACCAGAAAAGAAAACUCCAGUAUUAGCUAAGAAGGCUCCUGCUGCUGACGCAAAACCCAAAGAUACUCCCAAACCAGAACCCGCAAAAGUAGCAGCCAAGCCUCGAGAUCCUUCUCCAAAGAAAGCAGUUCCAACAUCUACCAAGGUUCCCGAGAAAACCCCAGUCAAACCGAGAGAUGCUUCACCAAAGAAAGCUGUAGCCAAACCUGAACCAGCUUCAAGUACCUCUCCUGCGGAAGAUGUUGCUAAGCCUGUGGAUGACAAGAAGACCCCUUCACUUGCCAAGAAAGCUCCAUCACCUGCAAAAGAACCAGAGAAGUCUAAACCUGCUGCAAAACCUAGAGAUCCAUCGCCAAAGAAAGCAGCUCUUGCAAAACCAGCAGAAACGAAGACUCCAGAAGUGCCUCCUACCCCGGUAAAAAAUCCAGUGAAGAAAUGGAAACCACAUGGGAAGCUGAUGAGGAUCCAGCUGAGGAAGUUGCAGCACCACCUUCUUCAGAAAAGAAAACUCCAAUACUGGCAAAGAAAGACCAAACCACGAGAUCCCUCUCCGAAAAAAGCUGUUCCAGCUAAAGAACCUGCGAAACCAGCUCCAACUCCAGAAGUGCCACCAACGCCAGUCAAGAACCCAGUCAAAAAAUGGAAGCCUCCAUGGGAGGACGACGAUUCACCUGCUGAAGAUGUAUCUGCAACUGCGCCAGAGAAGAAAACACCAGUGUUAACUAAAAAAGCUCCAGCAGCCAAACCCGAUGUAAAGCCGGAGUCCGAAAAACCCAAAACUACUACUCCUGCAAAGCCACGUGAUUCGUCUCCCAAGAAAGUCGCACCAGUGAAACCGGAAGCCAAAACUCCAGAAGUUCCACCAACACCGGUGAAAAAUCCAGUUAAAAAAUGGAAGCCUCCAUGGGAAGCAGAUGAAGAUCCAGCCGAGGAAGUCGCUGCUCCAGAACCAGAGAAACCGGUUCCAACGUUGAAGAAGAAAGAACCGACGCCUACAGCAAAACCAAGAGAUCCAUCACCCAAAAAGGCCGUGCCAGUGAAAGAACCUGUUAAAGAUCCAGAGCAACCAGCUGCCGCUAAACCACGUGACCCGUCUCCAAAGAAAGCAGUACCUGCAAAAGUGGAUCCAAAGCUCCCAGAAGCUCCCGUGACUCCCGUCAAGAAUCCAGUGAAAAAAUGGAAACCACCAUGGGAGGCUGACGAUGAUGAGGAUGAUACGCCAGCUGAGCCAGUCAAAGAGCCGGAACCGGUAAAGAAAACUCCCGUUUUGGCAAAGAAAGCUCCAGCCAAGAAACCAGACACUGAAAAGCCUGCUGAACCAGUAAGUGGACCUACUGCGAAGGAUCCAAGACUCAGUACUAAAGCUCCCGCUGAGAAGCCAAAUCCUGCUACUGCUCCACCAAAAGAUACACCAAAAGCUGUGGAUCCACCAAAACCAGCUGCUCCAAAGAAAUGGCGACCAUCGUGGGAAGAUGAUCCAGAUGACGAGCCAGAAGCUGAUUUCACGGUACCUGCUCCAGCAAAAAAACCAGACACUGAAGACGCAGCUGGUCCAUUAGGAGGUCCGAAAUCGAAAACACCAGCACUUGGCAAAAAGGCGCCAACCGACAAGCCGAAACCAGCCAGCAAGAAGCCAGAUACAGAAAACCCAGCUGAUGCGCUAGGUGGUCCAACACCGAAAGAUCCAAAACUAGCAAAGAAGGCUCCAGCGAAGAAACCAGAAGAUAAACCAAAGGAAAAGCCGAAGGAAGCACCGAAGCCAGCUGAACCACCUAAACCUGCAGCUCCUAAGAAAUGGAAACCGCCAUGGGAACUGGAUUCUGAACCAGAGGAUGAGCCGGAAGCUGAUUUUACUGUUCCAGCACCAAGCAAAAAACCUGAUACGGAAGAUCCCGCCGACCCGCUUGGUAGACCAAAGAAAACGGAUCCAAAGCUUGCCAAAAAGGCUCCAGCAAAGAAGCCAGAAGACAAACCGAAGGAAAAGCCAAAGGAAGCGCCGAAACCAGCUGAACCACCGGAGCCAGCAGCACCAAAGAAAUGGAAGCCACCAUGGGAAUUGGAUUCUGAACCAGAAGACGAGCCUGAAGCGGACUUCACCAUGCCAGCUCCUAAGAAGCCUGAUUCUGAAGAACCUGCUGAUCCAUUAGGAGGUCCGAAACCAAAAGACCCCAAACUGGCAAAGAAAGCUCUAGCGAAGAAGCCGGAAGAUAAACCAAAGGAAAAGCCAAAGGAAGUACCAAAGCCUGCCGAGCCUUCAAAACCAGCCGCACCAAAGAAAUGGAAGCCGCCAUGGGAAGAGUAUCCAGACGACGAGCCUGAAGCAGACUUCACAGUUCCAGCUCCAAAGAAGCCAGAAGAUUCCGAGGAUCCGGCAGAACCUGUUAGUACACCUAAGCCGAAAGACCCGAAACUUGCCAAGAAAGUACCUACAAAGAAGCCAGCAGAUAAGCCAAAGGAUGCGCCAAAGGAAACUCCGAAGAAACUGGAAGAGCCACCGAAACCAGCUGCGCCAAAGAAAUGGAAACCACCAUGGGAAUUGGAUUCUGAACCAGAAGAUGAACCUGAAGCAGAUUUCACUGUUCCGGCACCUAAGAAACCAGAAGACUCAGAAGACCCUGCUGAACCUGUAAGUGCUCCAAAACCAAAAGAUCCAAAAUUGGCAAAGAAAGCUCCUACGAAAAAACCUGCGGAUAAACCAAAAGACGCUCCAAAAGAUGCUCCAAAGAAACCAGAGGAACCUCCAAAGCCAGCAGCACCAAAGAAAUGGAAGCCACCAUGGGAAUUGGAUUCUGAACCAGAAGACGAGCCUGAAGCGGACUUCACCAUGCCGGCACCAAAGAUGCCUAAAGAUUCCGAAGACCCUGCAGAACCUGUAAACGCCCGGAAACCAAAGGACCCCAAACUCGCAAAAAAGGCUCCUACGAAAAAACCUGCGGAUAAACCAAAAGACGCUCCAAAAGAUGCUCCAAAGAAACCAGAGGAACCUCCAAAGCCAGCAGCACCAAAGAAAUGGAAGCCACCAUGGGAAUUGGAUUCUGAACCAGAAGACGAGCCUGAAGCGGACUUCACCAUGCCGGCACCAAAGAUGCCUAAAGAUUCCGAAGACCCUGCAGAACCUGUAAACGCCCCGAAACCAAAGGACCCCAAACUCGCGAAAAAGGCUCCUACGAAAAAACCUGCGGAUAAACCAAAAGACGCUCCAAAAGAUGCUCCAAAGAAACCAGAGGAACCUCCAAAGCCAGCAGCACCAAAGAAAUGGAAGCCACCAUGGGAAUUGGAUUCUGAACCAGAAGACGAGCCUGAAGCGGACUUCACCAUGCCGGCACCAAAGAUGCCUAAAGAUUCCGAAGACCCUGCAGAACCUGUAAACGCCCCGAAACCAAAGGACCCCAAACUCGCGAAAAAGGCUCCUACGAAAAAACCUGCGGAUAAACCAAAAGACGCUCCAAAAGAUGCUCCAAAGAAACCAGAGGAACCUCCAAAGCCAGCAGCACCAAAGAAAUGGAAGCCACCAUGGGAAUUGGUUUCUGAACCAGAAGAUGAACCAGAAACGGACUUCACCAUGCCAGCUCCUAAGAAGCCUGAUUCUGAAGAACCUGCUGAUCCAUUAGGAGGUCCUAAACCAAAAGAUCCAAAACUCGCAAAGAAGGCUCCAGCAAAGAAACCUGCUGAAAAGCCGAAUCCCAAAAACGCUCCAAAAGAAACUCCGAAAAAACCAGAAGAGCCACCGAAGUCAGCAGCACCAAAAAAAUGGAAGCCUCCAUGGGAAUUGGAUUCUGAACCAGAAGAUGAACCGGAAGCCGAUUUCACAAUGCCAGCUCCUAAGAAGCCUGAUUCUGAAGACCCCGCCGAUCCACUUGCAGGACCAAAGCCUAAAGAUCCAAAACUUGCAAAGAAGGCACCAGCGAAGAAGCCAACAGACAAGCCAAAGCCAAAAGAUGCGCCUAAGAAGGCUGAUCCAAAACCAGAAGAGCCACCAAAACCAGCAGCGCCAAAGAAGUGGAAGCCACCAUGGGAAUUAGAUGAUGAGCCAGAAGAUGAACCUGAAGCCGACUUCACAAUGCCAGCUCCCAAGAAGCCUGAUUCUGAAGACCCCGCCGAUCCACUUGGAGGACCAAAGUCUAAAGAUCCAAAACUUGCAAAGAAGGCACCAGCAAAGAAACCAACAGACAAGCCGAAGCCAAAAGAUGCUCCUAAAAAAACCGAUCCAAAACCAGAAGAGCCACCAAAGCCAGCAGCACCAAAGAAGUGGAAACCACCAUGGGAAUUAGAUGAUGAGCCAGAAGAUGAACCUGAAGCCGACUUCACAGUUCCAUUGAAACCUGAUGAAGAGGAUGAAGAGGAACCUGAAGAGCCAGAUGAUGAAGAGGAGCCAGAGGAGGAGGAACCAGUUGAUGAUCAGCCUAAGAAGAAGAAACCUAAAAAGCAUAAAAAGAAACCAAAGAAGAAGAAGAAGCCAGUACUAGAGCCGGAAAAAGAGCCAACACCAGAGCCGGUAGUGAAGAAGGCACCCAAGUGGAUUCCACCGAUCAAGAAGAUGGAGGACCCGAUUCCAAUGCCACCCAAAGAGAAAACAAUCGCUGAAAGGAACAAGGAAGAGAGGAUACCACCAGGUCUUCGGUAUGCCAAGAAACCAAGAGAACUAGAAGUCUACAUUCCAUUCGUUAUACCAUGGGAGCAAACAGCAGCGUUGAUUACUCAAGAAGGUGAGUUCAAUAGAUUUUUUAUUUCAAAAAAUGUUUCUAAAAUUGAUAAAUAUAAUUUUUCAGGAAUGGGAGCUUUUGGUAAGAGCAGAGACGCGAAUGUAGAUAUUAACUUUGGUGAGAAGCCACUUGUACAGGGAGCCGUAGAUUCAAAGACAGUAAUCCCAUUGUGGAAUGACGAGAGUAAAUGUGCUAACCGAAGUGGUAUGACACCGUUUGGUGGCAAACGAGCUGUUGAUCAGGAUGUCGUCGAUCAUCAUGUAUUCAAUUUGAUGGAUAAAGGUAAAAGUAACUCUAUCAUUCCGUUGCUGGCAAAGGGAACUACGUACCACCCACAUGGAGAAUAUGGAACUAUUAGAAGACAGACUGCUGAUGUUAAGUACAAAGAUGGAUGGAAACCUGGAAUGGAUGCCGAAUCUCAUGGUUUCAUUUCCCGACAAUUUAUUGCCAAUUCGAAGGAGAAAGCAGGAAGCAACUUAUUGGACAAACGAAGAACCAUUAUAUCUGACGCAUUGCCACAAUCCAAAGAAUGCGAGGCCAUGAUUCCAUUGAUGUUUGAUGGAAGAUCUGUGGAGACUAGAGAAGGCAGUGAAUUCGGAUCAUUCCGACCGUUGGUAUCAAACUCUACCGGAGGAUAUAUCAUGUCUUAUCAAGAUGAACUCAAGUGUCGAAAUAUUAUUCCUUUCCAGAAUCCGCUUGCCAGUUUCAGCCGAAUUAUAUCAGUUCUAGUGCAAAAAAAUCGGUUUUCAGUGCAAGACAGAGAAGAUUUUUUAGUUUCUAGGAUUUUUAGAAACACAAAACUUGUUGUGCUAUACUUGGAAUUAGGUAAAAGUUCAUAUUUAGAUAUUUUCUCAAGUUUUCUCAAAUUUUCGAAUUCUCCACGACUUUGA